This is a messenger RNA of Dentiscutata erythropus, 223 nucleotides long. Lineage: Eukaryota; Fungi; Glomeromycota; Glomeromycetes; Diversisporales; Gigasporaceae. The record is from the annotation of a GenBank genome assembly.
AUCUUUAGCACAACAAUUAAAACAUGCACGUGAACAUGAACAGCGUAAAAAUGAACCUAGCAGAAGAGCAAUUGCUCAACAAGAAAGCAGAAAUUAUAAGCUAGAAAUACAAGUGCAAGAAAAUGAAUUUGAUAAAAGAGCUAACAUAUAUCAACAAAGUAGUACUAAUGAGUUAGAAAUGCAAAUACUUCAAAAUAAGCCAAAUAAAAGAUCUAUUGCAUAA